This is a messenger RNA of Closterium sp. NIES-65, 837 nucleotides long. The record is from the annotation of a GenBank genome assembly. NCBI's taxonomy places the organism in Eukaryota, Viridiplantae, Streptophyta, Zygnematophyceae, Desmidiales, Closteriaceae.
AUGUGGACGGCAAAGAUUUGGCUGAAGAAAGUGCACUCCAAGGUGAAGGAGAUGGCCAGUAAGCACCACCCCAACCUGGUGCGGCUGUUGGGCUUCUGUGUGCACUAUGAUUCCAGCACGGGCCAGAUUGAGCAAGUGCUCGUGUAUGAGUUCAUGGCCAACCGGGACUUGGAGAGCUGGAUUGGACCAGUGGCCAAGGGGUUGCAAUAUCUUCAUGACUUCGGCAUUGUGCAUCGCGACAUCAAGCCAGCCAACAUUCUGCUUGAUGCAAAAAUGCAUGCCAAGAUUGCAGACUUUGGUUUGGUAAAGCUCACUGGAGGCACCGCUAUGGGCACGUCUGUGGCUGCCACUCGAGUAAUGGGGACUCCGGGCUAUGUGGACCCUGCCUAUUACAAGUCCCACAAGGCCACUUCAGCAGCAGAUGUGUACAGCUUUGGUGUGGUGAUGCUGGUGGUCAUCUUGGCACGCAAGGCCGUGCAUAUGAGCGAGACCAGCCAGAUCAGUCUGAAGCAAUGGAUCACACCAUUCGUGGAGUCAGAUGCCGUUACAGUCUUCAAGGACCCCUACUUGGACGCACCAGAUCACUUGGUGCUGCGCUGGGCUCGCCUUGCCCUCUCCUGCACCACCAUGCCUGCGGCCUCCCGCCCCUCCAUGAAUCAAGUGCUGGGGGAGCUGGUGAAGUUGAAUCAGGAAGCUUCUGGAGCACAUGAGAGCCAUGUGGGCGAGGCCAAAUCUCGCAUGGACACGGAGCUUGGGAGUUCCAUUGGCUCCUCCAGCUUCACUGCUGAAAUGGCCCGUGCAGAGCGAGGGGUCAUGCCAAGUGGCUUUUCCACAUAA